AUGACUCAGCAAAAAGUGACAUCAUUGUACAAACCCCUUCACAGUCUUCAUUCUCGCAAAACUUCAUUAUAUAAACCCCUUCCUUCUCAAUCAACAUCAUUAUCAUCAACGUCUCAAUACAUUUCAACUACAAUGACUCCUGACUGUUUUGCUGUAAUAUUGAACCAUCUUCAAGAUGAUAAAGCAACAUUAUAUUCAUGUGUGCUGGUAAAUCGAAUGUGGUGCCGUCUGGCUGUUCCAAUUCUUUGGAGUCGUCCGUUUAACCUAGUUUCUCAAAACAAAUUAAAUACUAUAGAAAGAAAUUCAGCACUUAUAAUAACAACUUAUGUAAGUUGUUUUUCAGAGUUGGAAAGGCAACUACUCAUAGAUGAAGGUUUCGAUCUACCUUUAAAUUAUAAUAAACCAUUUUUCGAUUAUACAAGGUAUUUGAAAAGUAUGGAUGCUGCAAUGUUCGAUUAUGCAGUUCAACAUUGGGCAAAGUUAUUUUCACAUGGUAAUAGUUGUUGGUUCAACAUUACUGCAUACUUGGCAAAUCUAGCUUUUAAACGAACUAUUGGUUUAAAAAGUUUAAAUUUCACUCAUAUGAAAGAUUUUUCAAUAGAUUCAUUAAAUUUAUCAUCAUUUUCAAAUACUCAUAAUGCUCUCUCACAACUUUCAUCAUUUGAAUUUAUCUAUUAUCCAACUAUUUCAUUUUUCAAAGACACUACACCAACUUUAAGUUCUAUAUUUUCCACUCUUUCCAAAUGUGCAACUAAUUUAAUAGAUCUUAAAAUAUCUAUUAAUAGGCGCUGUGCGCCACCAAUAGAUCAAAUAUUUCUAUUAAUAAAAGCACAAAAUAAAUUACAAGUCUUGAAGACGAAUGAAUUUUGGUGUACAUCAGAGGAAUCAGAAGAAUUUUGUGCGGCUUUAAGUACUCAAGCAAAAUCUUUAAGAUGGUUUGAAUUUUCGGAAAUUACUUAUAUACCUAUGGAUUUAGUUAGAAUCUUUUAA
Messenger RNA from Cetraspora pellucida, 990 nucleotides. The record is from the annotation of a GenBank genome assembly. Lineage: Eukaryota; Fungi; Glomeromycota; Glomeromycetes; Diversisporales; Gigasporaceae.